UAAACGAACCGGUUUCAUACACAGUACUUCCAUAAGGAAAUUUUUAUUGUGUGGUAUAUCGCCACUAAAUAAACUUGUCUCAAAGUUGAAUCUCUAUAGUUAUAUUUAAAAUGAUUUUAAAGAGUAGUAUUGUUUUAUUCUUCGUAUUAUUCGCCGCUGGCGUUCUUGGAGGAAAAAAAGCAUCAUCACCAAAGGCAGCCCAAGGAAACGACCAAGGUAAUUACGGUGAAUUAAACAAUUAUGCAGGAUCUAGUCGUAAAGUCAGGCAAUAUCCCUACUAUUACGAUGAAUAUGCAAGAGAAAAUGGUAACGGUCAAUCGCCCUCAUACUAUGACAAUGAAAACCAAAACGUAAAUAAUUACGGUCAAUCUGGACAAGAUGGUUACUAUGGCCAGAACACACCCAGAUUACCAGGAAAUCAACAUUUUUCUAUUGGAAAUGGUCGAAAAAACACAAACGUUGUAUCUAUAUCAGACAGCGAACCUUCGUACAUAGUGGGAUACACUAGUCAUGGAGACGAUUAUGAUAAUGAUCAGUACAACUACAACCGAGGACAACAGUACCCAAGCUCAAAAGGUAACAGUUUUAUUACGGUAAACCAAAGACCUGGUAGGCCCGAUACUGUUCUACUAUCGAGUAAAUCAAAGAACGGACAAAAAUCUACUUUACUUGUCACUCAAGAUGGAAUCAAUAUAAAUCCAGAUCCCUCCUACAACAACUAUCCAAAUAACAACAAACGCUAUAAUGGCCAACAAAACUAUAAUCCAAAGGGAUUUAAUCAUCGCCAAGGCCAAGACUAUCAAGGUCGCUAUUAACAAUUUUUAAGUAUUAGGUUCAUUUUGAAUUUUCAACUAUAGAUCCAAGUUCACUUUACUAUAUUUACUAUACUCCAAGUGAAGAAAAAAUGUCAUUUAGGACUAUCCAUUUAUGAUUGUUUAGCAGAUUAUGGUCUCAAAUAGAGUGUUUUGAUUUUCUAAAAACGUAUCAAAACGUAGGUUUCCUAUAUUUAUUAAAUUAAAUUCAAUGUAGUUUAUAAAUUAAAAAUAUUUAAUAUUCACAUUUAUUAAUAUUAUAAAAGUGAUAACUAUAAUAUUAUUAAAGUUACUUUCUUGUAAUAUAUUUUAAUCACAUUAUUUCACUUACUUUUGUAAAAGUUACUCAUAGCAAUAUAAUGUUUA
Zerene cesonia (dogface butterfly) is the source of this 1178-nucleotide messenger RNA. RefSeq lists its product as uncharacterized. The transcript has 5 exons. The record is from RefSeq and is a predicted model, not a curated record. NCBI's taxonomy places the organism in Eukaryota, Metazoa, Arthropoda, Insecta, Lepidoptera, Pieridae. The coding region runs from base 111 to 815 and encodes 234 amino acids.